AUGCUCUACGCUCAAGGAAACCGUUUAGUAUAUCGCUAUGAUGCAGAAGAACUUUGGAUUGAUCCAUGGGGUCCGAAUGCAUUUCGUGUUCGCUCAACCAAAGAAUCACGAUAUCCAGAUCCUGACGAACUAUGGGCGCUCCAGGAAAUCGAAACACCAGCUCCGGUAAUCAAUGUACAAGAAAAAGAAGCAUCAAUUAUCAAUGGUUCAAUUCGCGCAACAAUAACCUCAAGAGGAAAAGUAGUCAUCUACGACGGCGAGGGAAAGGUCUUAUUGGAAGAAUACGCACGUCACCGCCUCGAUGUGACUGAUCCAAAAUGUUCCGCAAUAAAUGUCGAAGCCCGCGAGUUUAAACCCAACCCCGGUGGUAACUCUACCCACCACUUAACAGUGAGAUUUGAAUCCCAAGACAAGAAUGAGAAGAUAUUUGGAAUGGGUCAAUAUCAGCAACCUUAUCUGGAUCUUAAAGGUUUAGAUCUCGAACUCGCUCAUCGAAAUUCUCAGGCCAGUGUACCAUUUGCUCUUUCUUCGCGGGGUUAUGGGUUUCUGUGGAAUAAUCCUGCUAUCGGUCGUGCUGUGUUUGGUAAAAAUAUUAUGUCUUUUGAAGCUUAUUCCACCUCGUUCCUCGAUUACUGGGUCGUGGCAGGUGGGAGUCCUUCUGAAAUUGUGCAUCGGUAUGCAGCGGUUACGGGAACAGUUCCCAUGAUGCCGGAGUAUGGACUCGGAUUUUGGCAGUGCAAAUUGCGAUAUCAAACGCAAGAGGAGCUAUUGGAAGUAGCCAGGGAGUACAAGAAAAGAGAAUUACCCAUUGAUCUCAUCGUGAUAGACUUUUUUCAUUGGCCCACCCAAGGCGAUUGGAGAUUUGAUGAGAAAUUUUGGCCGGAUCCAGAUGCAAUGAUCAAGGAACUCAAGGAAUUGAAUAUCGAACUAAUGGUUUCUAUCUGGCCAACCGUUGAUACGAGGUCCGAGAACUUUGAAGAGAUGCUAGAAAGGGGAUAUUUGGUACGAACUGAUAGAGGGAUAAGAAUCGUAAUGGACUUUGAGGGUGAUACGAUUCACUUUGAUGCCACGAAUCCUGGAGCCAGAAAGUAUAUCUGGGAGAAAGCGAAGAAAAACUACUAUGACAAAGGGAUCAAGGUCUUUUGGUUGGAUGAAGCAGAGCCUGAAUAUACUGCCUACGAUUUUGACAACUAUCGCUACCACCGCGGCACCAAUCUUUCAAUCGGUAACACCUAUCCCGUCGAAUACGCUCGAGCAUUCUACGAGGGCAUGUCAGCAGCCGGGCAGAAAAAUGUCGUCAACCUCCUGCGAUGUGCAUGGGCAGGAUCUCAAAAAUACGGCGCCUUAGUCUGGAGUGGUGACAUUGCUUCAUCAUGGUCUUCAUUCAGAAACCAACUUACUGCGGGUUUAAACAUGGGGAUUGCAGGAAUUCCAUGGUGGACGACGGAUAUUGGUGGCUUUCACGGUGGUGAUCCAUCCGAUCCGGCUUUCAGGGAGUUAUUUGUGAGGUGGUUUCAGUGGGGUACCUUUUGUCCGGUUAUGAGGUUACAUGGAGAUAGAGAGCCUAAACAACCCCAGGUUGGCGAAGGGGGUGGAUCGACUUGUCUUAGUGGUGCGCCUAACGAGGUUUGGUCGUAUGGGAAAGAGGUGUAUGAGAUAUGCAAGAAAUACAUGAAGUUGCGAGAGGAAAUGAGAGAUUAUACAAGGGAAAUGAUGGCCGAGGCUAGUGAGAAGGGAAGUCCUGUUAUGCGUCCUCUUUUCUACGAGUUCCCAGAUGAUCCACGAUGUUGGGAAAUUGAGGAACAAUAUAUGUUUGGGCCGAAAUAUUUGCGGGGCAAUCCUGGAAAAUAA
This is a messenger RNA of Sclerotinia sclerotiorum 1980 UF-70, 1851 nucleotides long. RefSeq lists its product as hypothetical. Bases 1 to 1851 code for a protein of 616 amino acids. Lineage: Eukaryota; Fungi; Ascomycota; Leotiomycetes; Helotiales; Sclerotiniaceae. Gene Ontology annotation, molecular function: hydrolase activity, hydrolyzing O-glycosyl compounds; carbohydrate binding. The record is from RefSeq and is a predicted model, not a curated record. The transcript has 3 exons. Gene Ontology annotation, biological process: carbohydrate metabolic process.